AUGCUCACAAUUUCUUAUCUUAGGUUACAGAGACUUUAUCUCCUGCCAAAAAUAAUUCAAGAAGGUAGCAAAUGUAGAGGGGAGAUUGCCAAUAACACGAUAACAGCAUUAAGGGGUAACAGAACGUUUAUCAUUGCCCCGUACUUUGAUGACAGAGAAAGCAAAGUCACCCGUGUGAUUGGGAUUGUUCACCAUGAAGAUGUAAAAGAACUUUACUGCUGGUUCUGCUGUCAGCCUCAGGGAAAGAUAUAUGUGUCAAAAUCACAAAUUGAGGUUCACUCAGAUAGAUUUGGAUUCCCUUAUGGUGCAGCAGACAUAGUUUGCUUGGAACCCCAAAACUGCGAUCCGACGCAUGUAUCGGUUCAUUGGUCCCCCCAUGGAAAUAUUGACCAGCUGCCAAGGUUUGAAAUUAAAAACCGCAAGGCCGAGACCUUUUCUGUUGACUUCACUGUAUGCAUCUCUGCCAUGUUUGGAAAUUACAACAAUGUCUUACAGUUUAUACAGAGUAUGGAGAUGUAUAAGAUUCUUGGGGUACAGAAAGUGGUGGUCUAUAAGAACAGCUGCAGCCAGCUGAUGGAGAAAGUCUUGAAGUUCUAUGUGGAAGAAGGGACCGUAGAAAUAAUUCCCUGGCCAAUAAAUUCACACCUCAAGGUUUCUUCUAAAUGGCACUUUUCUAUGGAUCCCAAAGAUAUUGGCUACUAUGGCCAAAUCACAGCACUAAAUGACUGUGUAUAUCGUAACAUGCAGAGGAGCAAGUUUGUGGUUCUUAAUGAUGCUGAUGAAAUAAUUCUUCCCCUUAAGCACCCAGACUGGAAAACAAUGAUGAGCAGUCUUCAGGAACAAAACCCAGGGACUGGCAUUUUCCUCUUUGAGAAUCAUAUCUUCCCUGAAACCGUAUCUACCCAUAUGUUCAACAUUUCAUCCUGGAAUACCGUGCCAGGUAUUAACAUACUGCAGCAUGUUCAUAGAGAGCCUGACAGGAAAGAGGUAAUCAAUCCCAGAAAAAUGAUAAUUGAUCCAAGAAAAGUGAUUCAGACUUCAGUCCACUCUGUCCUGCGUGGUUAUGGGAAGAGUGUGAGUGUUCCUGUGGAUGUUGCCCUUAUUUAUCACUGUCGGGUGCCCCUCCAAGGAAACCUUCCCCGAGAGUCCCUCAUCAGGGAUACCACACUGUGGCGAUAUAACUCAUCAUUAAUCAUGAAUGUUAACAAAGUGCUGCAUCAAACAGUACUGGAAGCUCAACAGUGAAACCUGGGUUAUAAGGCGGGAAAGUGGAGAGCUGCCCACAUCCUCAGGGAGCAGAGGAUAUCACUUAAAAGUUCACACUGGAAAUGCUUCCAGAUGAAGAUUUUUGUAAAGCUUUGGGGGAAACAUUCCUUUUACGUACUGUAUAAAGGUAAAUGCAUUUUAUCUGUGACCUGAAAUACGGUACCUUGUAAUUAUCCAGAGUGAUCAAGCUCUAUUACAGACUUGAUUUCCUUAGAUAAAGUCUGUUGUGCAGCUGAGAUGUGAGAGCUGAGGCACAAUGAUAAGAUAAUUUCUUCUUUAACUGCCUGUAAGUAUGAAAGGGCAUUAUUCAAGGCAUAGGAACUGAUCAUACUGAAAUAAGAUUAAGUACUGAUUUUCUGCUUUCUCUCUUUUUCUUUUCCCACCUUCAUAUAUGUUGUGCCUAGUACAACAACCCUGUAAACUGCCUGAAGAAGGAACAGAUGAGUUUUUGUUAUCUGUAUCUCUAAAGUACCAGGUGGAGGGGGAAAAAAAAAAAAAAACACACAGCUGCAUUAAGUGGCUGCUAAAAAAAAUACAGCUGUGUUUAGUAGUGACUGUUGGACAUGGCUUGGAACAGCAUCUUCCAGAUGAAGACCCAUAUUGGCAUUUAUACUGCAGCUUGUUAGAAUGACAGAGAGAAUAGGAAAAUACACCAACUGCAGCACUAGAUCUAUCACUUUUUUGGAAGUACUUCUUCCUAAGGGAAAUUGGAAUUUGUAGCAAAGCUGUGAGUCAUUCAGCAAGGAUUUCUGUAGGUGGUAUUACCUCUUCUGGCAAUUUUAAAAUGAGUGUUUUCAAUAAACAAUUACUAGUAUGAGUCAGAUGAUUUAAAUCAUGCUAAAAAAAAAGCUGUAAGCAUUUUUCAGGCUAUGUAUAGAAUUAGAACUACAGUCAUUAGUAUUAAAAAUAGCAUUCCUGAAUUAUUGUAGUUUUU
This is a messenger RNA of Struthio camelus australis, 2200 nucleotides long. RefSeq lists its product as uncharacterized. Lineage: Eukaryota; Metazoa; Chordata; Aves; Struthioniformes; Struthionidae. The record is from RefSeq and is a predicted model, not a curated record. Gene Ontology annotation, cellular component: cytoplasm. Gene Ontology annotation, molecular function: glycosyltransferase activity.